Messenger RNA from Prunus persica (peach), 2186 nucleotides. Its product is annotated as RHOMBOID-like protein 5. The transcript is spliced from 5 exons. Gene Ontology annotation, cellular component: membrane. Gene Ontology annotation, molecular function: serine-type endopeptidase activity. Gene Ontology annotation, biological process: proteolysis. NCBI's taxonomy places the organism in Eukaryota, Viridiplantae, Streptophyta, Magnoliopsida, Rosales, Rosaceae. The record is from RefSeq and is a predicted model, not a curated record. Bases 546 to 1478 code for a protein of 310 amino acids.
AUUAUCGUUAAGUAUCAUAGAAUUAGCACUUGGAAAUUUUAAGUUUUAGUAUGAAACAAGCUUAUUUGUACAUUUUUUUUAAAUUUAAAAUCUGAGAGAAACCGAUGGAAACCACAUUUCAAUAUGGAUUGGUUUUUAACUUUUCAUGAAAAAUUAAUUGAAAGCAGUUCAGAAGCAUCAUGCAGCAUGGUCAUUAAUCAUUCAGCUUCCUCUACGUAGCUAAAGUCAAACGUCUUGUUUACUAAUCCCAACUUUUUUUUUAAUUUUCUCCCUUUUUGUUACUUGUUCUGUUUGUUUUUUUGUUGAAGAAUGGAAGGUUAUAACAUAAAAGGGGCAUAAAGUAAUUUCCUCACAUCUAUUAUCGGGGAAAGUUGCCAAACUUAUCUACCACCCCAGCCAAACUUGAUCCUUGCCACCCAAAGCCAAAUAUUUUUCUCUCGUCUAUCUCUCCUCCUUGUAACUUGGUGGUGCACAUCAGCAUCUGCCACCGCAGCCAAUAGUGCAGGUGCAGUGUGCACCCCUUCGCCUUCCUCCCCGUGGUUGAAAUGGGGAAGAGACCGCCAUCCUCUGAAGACAUGGAGAAGGGACGUGAAAAGGCUCGACCUUCCAUGCCUCCACCACACUUAUGCCCCCCACCACCAAAGCCAUGGGUGCCGUGGCUCGUGCCGAUCAUAUUUGUGGCCAAUGUAGCCAUGUUCAUUUAUACCAUGUACGUCAAUGACUGUCCAUCAAUCGACGAGAAUAAGUGUAUUCUUCCUUCUUUGAAGAGGUUCUCUUUCCAACCCUUCAAAGAAAACCCUCUCCUUGGUCCUGCUGGACUCACUCUAAAAAAACUAGGAGCCCUUGAACGGCAACGAGUGGUGGAAGAGGGCGAAGGAUGGCGCCUCUUGUCUUGCAUGUGGCUUCAUGCGGGAGUCGUUCACUUACUUGCCAAUAUGCUGAGCCUUUUAUUCAUAGGAAUCCGGCUUGAGCAGGAAUUCGGAUUUAUCAGAAUAGGACUCUUGUAUGUGCUUGCUGGAUUAGGUGGAAGUUUAGGAUCGACUAUGCAUCUUAUGAGAACCACAAGCCCGACUAUAUCAGUUGGUGCAUCCGGAGCACUUUUUGGAUUGUUGGGAGCCAUGCUUUCUGAGCUUCUAAUAAACUGGACAAUCUAUGUAAAUAAGUGCACAGCGCUCCUGAUACUCAUUGUCGUCAUUGCCCUGAAUAUGGCUGUCGGGUUUCUACCUAAAGUGGACAAUUCAGCUCAUAUAGGAGGAUUCCUUGCAGGAUUUUUCCUUGGCUUUAUUAUUCUUGUUCGUCCUCAAUACGGUUAUAUACGCCGUAAGCAUCUUCCAUCAACCUAUGACGGCAAACAUAAACCUAGGCACAAGGGCUAUCAAUAUGUGCUAGGGAGCGGUGCUCUUGUUAUCUUAAUUCUUGGAUACACAUAUGGCUUUGGUAAGCUAUAUGGUCUUAAGGCACUGAAAAAUCUGCCUUAAGUUCUAGAAAUCAAAUGAAUAUUCUUGAGAACUCAACUGCCUACUCAAGAAUUUCAGGUAUAACACCACCUCCUCAACAAGACCGAAAAAAGAAAAAGAAAAACAGAACACACCACAAAUUAUACUUCCUUAUAUCAGAAAAGGCUGAAACACAUGCAUAUCUAAAGUGAAUCUAACUUUACUGCUGACAUAUGGAUGUAUAUUUGUGAAUGUUCAGAUGUUGUAAAUGCAUGUAUAUGUACGCUAUGCAUAUAUCUUGAAAACCAGACAACUAGAAGCUACUACAGAUUUGAAUACAGUUUGACAUAUGCUAUAUUCAAGUUACAGUGCUCCAACAGAUAUAGGAAAUUAAGCUACAUGAAUGAUCACUUUAUACUAAGUUUGGCUUGAACACUGUUUCAGUAUUAUUUAUUUGAAUUCCACAAUUAGCAAAAGUUGUAGAAUAUACCACACACAUAUGUAUACGUGCAAACAUAUAUAUAUGUAUAUCGUACGAAGUUACUGAUAAAUAAUUUUUUAUUCUUUCUUAUCUGUAAAGAGUUCAUAUUGUCUUUAACGAGAUGGUUGCUUACACCGAUCAUGCCAAUGACAAGUGAAAUAUGAAAUUAGUAAAUUAUGAAACUUCCAUUGCUAAUAGUCCUUGAUUGAAUUUCCUUUUGUUUUCGUCUGAGAAUGAGCAUAAUGAGUUUAACACUAAACUUCAAGAUG